AUGCCUCUAUAUGCAAAGUUCUUGAAAGAGCUUAUCAAUAAAAAGAGAACUUGGCAUGAGAAGGAAACCAUUAUUCUCACUGAGGAAUGCAGUGCUGAGAUUCAAAGGGGCCUCCCACCAAAGCUCAAGGACCCUGGGAGCUUCUUCUUACCUUGUACCAUUGGUAGCCUAACCAUUGAUAAGGCACUAUGUGACUUAGGAACAAGCAUCAACCUAAUUCAUUACUCCAUGAUGAGAAGGCUAUGCAUAGAAGAGGUAAAGCCCACACAAAUGUCACUAGAGCUCGUGGACAAAUCAUUGAUAAUUCCUAGAAGAGUGAUUGAAAACCUCUUGGUCCAAGUAGGGACAUUCAUAUUUCCUGCGAACUUUGUGAUCCUAGAUCUAGGAGAAGAAGGGAGUGACUCUAUUAUCUUGGGAAGACCCUCCUUAGCCACAACAAGGGCUAUCAUAGAUGUUGAACAAGGAGAGUUGACCCUAAGGGUACAUGAUAAAAGCAUUACUCUAAAUGUCUUUCCAGAAACACAUCAUAAUGAUGAAAAGGAAAAAUGCAUGGAGGUUGACAAAGAAGACUUGCAGAGGAAGGAAGAAAUCAACAAGACACUCAGUAACUCCUUUCUAGAGCAAGAGACAAGCAGCAAAGAAGGACAAAAGGAGAAUGAGACUCUAAAGAAGGAUGAAAGAAAGAAAGAAGGAAGUGAGGUGUUAGCCACUAAGAAGACAGAUUCCAAAACGACAAAGAAGAUUGAGAAGGAGACAAGAAAAGGGAACAAGCACGGUCAAGACAAUGCAAAAAGAAGGUCACAUGUGCUUAGAAGAGCGUGCUUUCUUGGGAAAAAAUCUUCAUGGCUUUGCACCUUGGAUACCGAACCACAUGCAGCCAAUGAAGGAGCAAUCCUUGUCUUCACUCCUUCUCACAUGUAG
Messenger RNA from Arachis duranensis, 921 nucleotides. RefSeq lists its product as uncharacterized. The transcript is spliced from 2 exons. The record is from RefSeq and is a predicted model, not a curated record. NCBI's taxonomy places the organism in Eukaryota, Viridiplantae, Streptophyta, Magnoliopsida, Fabales, Fabaceae. Bases 1 to 921 code for a protein of 306 amino acids.